This is a messenger RNA of Elgaria multicarinata webbii, 1381 nucleotides long. RefSeq names its product mitochondrial rRNA methyltransferase 2 (gene MRM2). The record is from RefSeq and is a predicted model, not a curated record. The transcript is spliced from 3 exons. Bases 30 to 779 code for a protein of 249 amino acids. Gene Ontology annotation, biological process: RNA methylation. Gene Ontology annotation, molecular function: rRNA (uridine-2'-O-ribose)-methyltransferase activity. NCBI's taxonomy places the organism in Eukaryota, Metazoa, Chordata, Lepidosauria, Squamata, Anguidae. Gene Ontology annotation, cellular component: mitochondrion.
UCCAGGAAGCGCCCUGGCUUGAACGGGUCAUGAGCCGGUAUUGGAAGCUGCCGCACCUUUUGCUUCAGCACCAGAAGGUCCACACUGCAGUGCAAUGUCUGAAAAGCAAAACGGGAGCAGAGCAACGUUGGCUGGAACGGCAUUUCAAUGAUCCAUAUGUGAAGAGAGCCAAACAGCAGAGCUACCGUUGCCGGAGUGCAUUCAAACUGCUGGAAAUAGAUGACAAACACAGCAUCCUUCACCCCGGGCUGUGUGUGCUUGACUGCGGCACGGCCCCUGGUGCUUGGGCACAAGUUACAGUCCAGAGAGUCAAUGCUACAGGCUCUGACCCAGCUGCUCCCAUCGGUUUUGUCCUUGGAGUUGACCUCCUUCGCGUUGCCCCUUUGGAAGGAGCCAACUUUUUAUCUCAUGCUGAUAUCACAGAUCCGAACACUCAACAGAGAAUCCAGGAACUGCUUCCUAAAGGGAAGGCGGAUGUUAUUUUGAGCGACAUGGCUCACAACGCUACUGGGAUCCGGGAACUAGAUCACCAAAAGUUGGUCCAACUCUGCUUGAACCUUUUGGAUUUCGUCCCGCACAUUUUAAAACCCGGCGGGACCAUGCUCUGUAAAUUCUGGGAUGGCGGGCAGAGUCAUCUUCUCCAAAAGAGACUGAUGCAAGACUUCAAGGAAGUGAGAACAGUAAAGCCUCAAGCAAGUAGGAAAGAAUCUGCUGAGACAUAUUACUUAGCAAAACUAUUCAAAACAGAGCGUACCACCCAGCAGAGGAAGCACAAGUAACUUUGUGCGUGCUUCGUGUGGUCAGUUACGAUGAAAGCUAUAGAGCUGGUUUCAGUGACAGUAGUCUGCCUAGGAUUGGGAUGCCAGCUGGAGAUUUUGUGGAAGUGACAAAAUCAACAAACCAAAUUAGGUUUGGAAAAAGUACAAGGAGUAGCUUUGAAGAAGUAAUAGAUAUUAUUUAUCAGCUAUUGAUGUAGAUCUGGAAGUCGUUAAGGGCACAAUCCUAUGCAUGUUUUGUUCAGACAGAUAAAAGUCCUACAACUUCCAGCAUGGCUGGCUAGGGAAUGUGGGGAGUUGUAGAUCCCCCCCCCCGCCCUGUCUAAACAUGCAUAGAUUGUGCUGAAAGAGCUAUUAAUUCAGCUCAGCCAUAUAGUGCAGUGUGUGGGCUACACAUCAGCAAGUCAAUUCAUUAAAACCAGAAAAUUUCUCGCUCUGUGAAUAACCUAUAAGGACUUUCUUUUUUUUUUUAAAAAAAAGUGACAAAUCUUAUUUGUACUAAGUGUAAUGCCUAUCAUUGAUGUCUUAGCCCUCAGUUUUAAACUGAUUUGUUGCUGCAAGGUUUCUUUUCCUCUGUUCUCUAUAUUAAAACGAUUUGUUUUAUA